CGCUGCCUGGGUCCAGUGUCUUCCCUCCUCUCCUGAAGAAAGGGCUCUGGAGGUCUUUGAACCUCCAGGGAACGCCCCCAUUUUAUAGGGAUGGGUACUGUGGGGGGCAGCGAUCCCGACGAGGUGGGUGUUAGGAUGGGGAGAGCCCGGACAAAAAUGUUAUUAACUUAAGUUGGAGGGACACUUGUGUGAAAUUGGAUGGCUGGUAAGAUGGCGGUUCCCAGUUGUUUCCAAGGUCUUGUGCAUUUGUGUUGGAAAGGGUAAAGUUUUCAAGGUGUUAUUUGUUGGGAGUCCUGGACAGGGGUACCAUACGUACUUGGGGCGAGCUCUCCAGGAGGUGGGCAUUUCAAAUUUAGAGCUUUGUUUUGGCGUGAAGACGGCGACUGGUCGUUAGCCUUGCUGAAGGCUCCCUUUCUCUGUCCACUUCUUUCCCCCCCCCAUUUUUCUUCUUUUCCUUCGAAGACACUGCAACUUUGCCCUGUUCUGUGGGAUGCGCAGAGACUCGUGGCUUAGGUCCACCGCGUUGUAUAGAUUUUACUAAAUGUCAGCAUAGGUCAUGCAUAGGGGAUGCUUUGAGGAAGGAGUACUAACGCAUUGAUUGCUUAUGUUUACGUAGUCAUUUGGACUUGACAGCACUGGAGCGUGAUCUUUUCCCCAGAGCUUUACAGUUAAUAAUUGGAAAUAAACAAGGAGAGAGACUUUGAUCAUUCCCAAUUGCAAUAAAAGGAUUUAGUGGGCUUAGUGGUCACGGUUCAAUAUCUGAAAGAGAAUUGACUGUUAACCCCUUCCCUUAAAGUAGGCAAAAUUUCGGGCAUAUUUACCCAAAUGAUGUAUGAUGUUAGCUCAACCUAUUUUUAUAGGAGACCCUCCCCCUCAACCUUUGGAAACGCAUCGUAAAAUGUAGUAAAGACUUGAUCCUAAAGGAUGUAAAUUGUUGACGGCAUGUGUGUAACCAAGUUGUGAGACUAUGUAGUAACAUUGGGUCUUAAAUAGACGAGUGACAGAAUUUCUCAGAGGUUGAUUUUUUAAGUAAAUAGAUAUAGAUAUAUCCAGUUCUUUUCCAUAUAUCUCCUACGAAAAUGCAGUAUUUGAAAUUACCUACCAGGGCAAAUCAUACUCUUGUAAUAAUAACUUAAAGCUAUGUAAAAGAUUGUGUAUGCAUGUGUAGACACUCAAAUAUGGUCACAUACAAACUUUUGUAAGCCAAGUGAGCAUUUAGAUGUAUUUGAUAAGUCCAUUAAUGCUCUACCACUGAGUUCUUGGACGUACGUUAAGUAUCCUAAUAGGCAGAGUUCUCUCCAUGAGUCAAGUCACCUCCAACUUUCCCCUCCUGGCAUUUGAGCAGUGAGCCCCCAGAGGGAUUAUGGAGUUCAUUUGCAUUUCUUAGGUUGCAGUCAGUAAACUGAUUGUUACCAUAAGAGCUUGCUUCUGUUUUCCAUCAUUUUGACCUUACUGGUGUUAGGCCUCCAACUAAAAACUGACAGCUCCUACUGAGUAAGCUAUAAAGGCAUGUUUUAACUAUUGAGUAUUUUCAGCGUUGUAUGCUUGUUGUAUUUUUACUGGCUUACAGGCUCUCUGGUGCAAGAGAUUGUUUCUUAAGUUUUUACCAAGCAUUCCAGAAAAUCUUUAUUAGGUUGUCAGUACUGUCCAGUAAGAUAAAAUGAUGAAGAAUUGAGGUUUGUAUCAAUAGCAAAGUGAUACUUGAUUAGUACUAUGAAUGGUUAUAGGAAAAGGGGCCAGAUUAUUUUCAACUGAGGUAAGAGAGUUGCAUGAAUUCCAAUUUAAGGUGAAUUUGAGAGCCUUUGGUCAAGUUUGUGUGCCUGAAAUGUUCCAGGGUAAUUAGUGAUCACCUUCUAUGGAGGCUCGAGUGUUCUUUGAGUUAGUAUUUGUACUUAGGUAAUAGAAUGUGCCUUGUGUAACAUGGGGAGAGGCAGGCCCUUUGGUGAACCUAUGGUGCCUGCUUUGUAGGUUGUGCUUUCUUGCCUAGGCAGAGUAUCAAUCAGCCUUGCUGGCCAUCUUUCUAGGAAAGACCCUGUGGUCUCACCCGGGGAGUUUCCUUUGAGCAGUAGGCAGAGGUCUUUAAUCACCAGGUAUGGUUGCAUUAGGAUCUUGCUCCUCUUUAGAGGCAUGAUUCCACCCACACCUUCUCUACUACUUAAAUCGGUGCUAUUUGUUGACAGUACUCUAAACAAGUAAUAAAGAUGCUCUCUGGUUGAAGUCACUGAGCUUUGUGUUUGGGCCAUCUUUUAGGACUCACUGUUAGUUCCAGCCAUUGGGGUAUGCUUCUUGUUAUUUUCCUCAUCUGUAUUAAAAUUUCCUUAAAAUUAAAGCCCCAUUGCAUUUUCCUAAAAAUUAUACAAGUUCCUAUAUUUCCAAUACAGACAGCUUUGAGGCUGUAUUUCAGCCAGGUGUAGAAAGGUCAGCCUUGGUUAGAAGUCUGCAAUGAAUGAAAGGGUAGUAAUUGGAGCUGCAUCCCACAGCAGUACACUGGGUAAUUGACUUCCCUGAUUACUUUCUGCUGUGACGUUGCUGACAGUUCUCAGCUGUGAGUUUUCUAAAAUGUAUCUGUUGGGAUUACCAUUUAUUCAUCUUGUGAGUAUUGUAUGGAAGUUAGGUGAGAAAAUAGCAUUUGUUUUUCCCUUCCAAUCUUUACUCUGCAUUUAGCUUUGGGAAUGGGAUGGUCACAUGGCUUUUUACAUGUUGUCACUAUCCUACCCACUAAAGUAGUUUUUCUUGCCUCCAGGGUAGUUUAUUCAAACGGAGGUUUGUCCCUCCUCUUCUUGUAAAACAGACUUCAGGAUUUAGCCCUUCCAAAAACUUUGCACGGCUCAUCUGAUCUACUGGAGGACUUAUUAGAGAAGGGAACCUUAGAGGUUCAGUUCAAUAAAUGUCUCUGCAACUCGAGUCUUGUCGGGUUGGAGCUAAGUGCACAGUUGGCAAUUCUCAAAAGAUCUCUAAGUGAAAUUUCUGACGAAGUGAUUGCUAACAGGACAGACAGAAGAAAAAAAAACCGGCAAGAUAAGAAAGUAGCUCUUCUCUCCCAGUGGAUGUGGAAGAGAUCCGGAGAGUGUCUGGAAUGACCGGUACACUCUCUUUGGGGCUGGGACUGCGGUGGCGGUCACCCGAAGAUCCGCACCCUACGACCCAGCCCCGCCCCUCCCCCCGCACCCGCCACCCCGCACGCCCGAAGAGGCUUGGCUUGGCCAGCUCCUCGCAGAGUUGCAGCGGUGGCCGGAUGCCAAGUGUAAGUGUAAGUUGCUAUGGAAACCCCAACAGAGGCGAGUUCCGAAUCCGGAGCAAGACCUAGCCCGGGGCACCUCGGGAUCCGCCCCUCACAUCCCGCUGGUGUCCGCAGCGCCCAGGCCUCUGGAGAGGCCCACGAGGUGCUUCUGUUCUCGGCACCCAGUCCGGAAAUGCCAGGGAUGCAGGAGGCAGCACCGAGUGCUUUCUCUUUGUGGGGCCUGAGCCCUGCCAGGUUCUGGUUGUUUGAGCCGUCUGAAGAAUCCCGAAGUUUUUGACUGGAGGACCUGCAGGAAAUUCCACAGUAAAUUCGGAGACUUAGAUCAAGCGCCAGUGACUUGUAAAUAUCUGCGGGGACUGCAUGGUGUCUGAAGAGUCUCCUGGUGUCUGAGGAGUUGGAGGACAGAUGGAAGGAAGAGACUUGAAUCCACCCAGCUCCCAGCCCCCAUUCCAGACCUUUUCAUCUCGCUCCUGGAAUGACCUGAGAGGCCAGAAGAUCUUUUAUCAAGCAGAAAUGCAUCGAACAACCAGAAUCAAGAUCACUGAGCUAAAUCCCCACUUAAUGUGUGUACUUUGUGGAGGGUACUUCAUUGAUGCCACUACUAUAAUAGAAUGUCUACAUUCCUUCUGUAAAACAUGUAUUGUGCGUUACUUGGAGACCAGCAAAUAUUGUCCUAUCUGUGAUGUCCAAGUUCACAAAACUAGACCACUACUGAAUAUAAGGUCAGAUAAAACUCUUCAAGAUAUUGUAUACAAACUAGUUCCAGGGCUUUUCAAAAAUGAAAUGAAGAGAAGAAGGGAUUUUUAUGCAGCUCAUCCUUCAGCUGAUGCAUCCAAUGGCUCUAAUGAAGACAGAGGAGAAGUUGCAGAUGAGGAUAAGCGAAUUAUAACUGAUGAUGAGAUAAUCAGCUUGUCCAUCGAGUUCUUUGAUCAGAACCGGUCAGAUCGGAAGGUAAACAAAGAGAAGUCUAAGGAGGAGGUGAAUGAUAAAAGAUACUUACGAUGCCCAGCAGCAAUGACUGUGAUGCACUUGAGGAAGUUUCUCAGGAGUAAAAUGGACAUACCUAACACUUUCCAGAUUGAUGUCAUGUAUGAAGAGGAACCUUUAAAGGAUUACUAUACACUAAUGGACAUUGCCUAUAUUUAUACCUGGAGAAGAAAUGGCCCACUUCCUUUGAAAUACAGAGUUCGACCAGCUUGUAAAAGAAUGAAGAUGAGUCACCAGCGAGAUGGACUGACCAAUGCUGGAGAGCUGGAAAGUGACUCUGGGAGUGACAAGGCCAGCAGCCCAGCUGGAGGUGUUCCCUCCACCUCUUCCUGUUUGCCCAGCCCCAGUACUCCAGUGCAGUCUCCUCACCCACAGUUCCCUCACAUUUCCAGUACCAUGAAUGGAACCAGCAACAGCCCCAGUGGUAAUCACCAAUCUUCCUUUGCCAGUAGACCUCGAAAAUCAUCAAUAAAUGGGUCAUCAGCAACUUCAUCUGGUUGAAUCCUGAGACUGUUAAAGAAAAGAUUUUUCAGCCCCUGAUUUAGAUACCUUCAUCCAUUACAGCUUUAUAGAUGCUAAUACAUGUGACUAUUGUCCAGUUUGCUUUCUUUUGUAGUGACAUUAAAUUUGGUCAUAAGAGAUGGACUAGAUGUGAUACAUCAUCACAUGGAUGUUAAUUGAAAAGAAAGGUUUUUUCUGUAAAGAAUUGGGUUUGAGAAGGCAGGCAAGAUUUUCUGUGUUAGGAAAGAUGGGGAAUGGUUUCUGUGCCAUUGUUCGGAUUUGGAAAUGCUCUGCAGUGGGUAGAAACAUUGGGCCGUAGUUUGUUAAUCCCAACCAAUGCCUACAUUACAUUCUCUUUGAUUGUUCUUGUUAUUAUGCUGUUUUGUGAACCUGUAGAAAACAAGUGCUUUUUAUCUUGAAAUUCAACAAAUGGAAAGAAUAAGCAUAGAAUAAUGCAUUCUAU
Messenger RNA from Alexandromys fortis (reed vole), 5192 nucleotides. It is a transcript of the gene Bmi1, whose product is annotated as BMI1 proto-oncogene, polycomb ring finger. Gene Ontology annotation, cellular component: PRC1 complex. The record is from RefSeq and is a predicted model, not a curated record. The transcript has 10 exons. Gene Ontology annotation, biological process: negative regulation of transcription by RNA polymerase II; sodium ion transport. Lineage: Eukaryota; Metazoa; Chordata; Mammalia; Rodentia; Cricetidae. The coding region runs from base 3647 to 4729 and encodes 360 amino acids. Gene Ontology annotation, molecular function: promoter-specific chromatin binding.